AUGUCACACUCUGAGCAGCUGUACCUGUCCGGCAUGGCCCUCGACAUCCAAGGCGUUCUGGUCCUGAUGUGGGGAGCCACCGUGCCUCUGUCAUACUACUCCUUUCCAAACAGCCCCAGUCUUGUGGCUACUUACCUGUGUGCCAAUACGCUUCUUGCCCUGGCCUGCUCGGCCGCGGCCUGGGGCCUGCCCGUCCUUCAGGGCCCGCACCUCGGGCAUUCUCGCGCGAUUCUGUUUUCGGCAUUCGGCGGAGGAUCCUUUGUGGCCCCCGUAGUGCACGGCAUGCUCCUCGGCGGCGUCGGAGAGCAAGCAGAGCGCGUGGGUCUGAGGUGGAUUGCGGCCACUGCUAUCUGUAAUAGCCUGGGAGCCGGCAUAUACAUGCUCAAGGUAAGGUCGAUUUGGCUCGGGACAACUAUUCCCACGUCUCGCUACGAGCCCGAACACGAAGCUGAUCGGCAUCAACAGUUUCCAGAACGAUGGCAUCCGCGACGUUUUGAUCUUUUCGGAGCCAGUCACCAGAUCAUGCACAUAAUGGUCUUGUUCGCUGCAGCAGCAUAUGCCUUUGCAGUACGGGAGAUGUAUGAGUACUCCCACAGGUGA
This is a messenger RNA of Thyridium curvatum, 600 nucleotides long. RefSeq lists its product as uncharacterized. Gene Ontology annotation, cellular component: membrane. Bases 1 to 600 code for a protein of 199 amino acids. The record is from RefSeq and is a predicted model, not a curated record. The transcript has a single exon. Lineage: Eukaryota; Fungi; Ascomycota; Sordariomycetes; Thyridiales; Thyridiaceae. Gene Ontology annotation, molecular function: signaling receptor activity.